GCGAUCAACCUCUUAUCAGCCGCAACGGCCGUGCCUAUUUGUUCGCCGUUCUUCUUAGUUGAUCGUUCAGUGCAUUAACACGGGAGGUGUCUGGUGCUACGCUACACUACCGACAGUUCCUGUAACAUUUCGAAACCAACAUGAGCAGCCUCCUCGGUCUACUCUUGCUGCUGCUUGCCAGCCUUUCGCUCUCACUGGGAUAUGCAGUAGAAAUCCAGGAUGACUCCUAUGAGCGCAUCCCUACACACGAGGUGGUGGUGAGGGAGGGCGCCAGGCUCAAACUGAAGGUCUCCCGCUACCAAAACCGGGAUGCGUAUCUGGCCCAUUGGUAUCAUAACGAUCGUCUGAUCACGGACAACUACCGGAACUGUCGGGCGACCUACGGCGAACUGGUGUGCCCGUCCAUGACACCGGCCGACGCCGGACGGUACGAUCUGUGGGGCCACAGCAGAGACAAUGUCCGCACCCGGUUGGCGACCGCAAUCGUUCAGGUUGAAGCACUGCCCGGUAUCCGCCGACCUUUGGAGCCGAGCGCACAGGUGCUGAUCGACACCGAUGAGGAGCCGUUCGAGGAGCGGGACGAUUGCUUCUGCUCGGGAGUAACGGGACGGUGCCGAACGGCACGCUUCCUCUACCGAGCCCAGAAGGUAUACAACCUCACCAACGCCCAAGGGAUCCGCCUGCCGAGCGGCUCUACCACCGAUCGGUACCUGUCCGUACCGGCGGCGUACUUCGAGAAGAACUUGCUAUCGUCCUACGGUGGUUACUUCCGGUUCUACGCUCCGGAUGAGUGCUGGACGGAGCGCACCAAGCCCUGCAUGGUGCUGGUCGGCAAGGACGAUCUUAGGCUGGGCCAUGUCCUACCGGAGAACAACCAGUCGCCGUGGGUCUACGUGCCAAUCCGCGAAUCCAGCUGGGCAGUGCUGACCAACUCGACGGACCCGGCCAGUGCACCGGUGUCCAAGUUUUCCUUCAUGUCUGUGCUGAGCCGACUGAAGGCGAUCUACAUCCGGGCCCCGAACGAUCGGCAAAGCACCAAGCGCGCCAGCGACAGCCAGCUCACGGUGGACGUGGCGUCGGCCCAGAACUCCGGCCUCGGAUGGAUCGGUUCCGUCGAGGAGUGCCAGUGCCACCCGGGCUACCGGGGCCUGUCGUGCGAGUACUGCGAGCCAUCCUACCUCCGAAAGUACGAUGCGUUCAGCCCCAACGGGCUGUGUCUGAGUGCCCACGACCUGUGGACGAUGCUGAAGCGAGUCCACAACAUAUCCGAUGACAGCUGACCAGCCUCCGGGUCUUCUUGAAGUGAAUUGACCGUAAAAUAAAAAUUGAUUUACCGUUUC
This is a messenger RNA of Anopheles bellator, 1340 nucleotides long. Its product is annotated as basement membrane-specific heparan sulfate proteoglycan core protein-like. Lineage: Eukaryota; Metazoa; Arthropoda; Insecta; Diptera; Culicidae. Bases 141 to 1280 code for a protein of 379 amino acids. The record is from RefSeq and is a predicted model, not a curated record. The transcript has 3 exons.